Molecule: messenger RNA, 3696 nt
Organism: Pseudoliparis swirei
Lineage: Eukaryota; Metazoa; Chordata; Actinopteri; Perciformes; Liparidae
Exons: 8
Coding region: 2001-2636 (211 amino acids)
Source: RefSeq, a predicted model, not a curated record
CGCGCAUACACCUGUAACCACUGGCAACCAAACAUCGCUACGGAUGAACGGAGAAGAAAACGUGUGGAGAGGAUUUCAAGCUUCAGUGUUUUAAUAAUCGGUAAAACGACAUGUUUAUUUUAUUCGUCAUUUAGCUGAUAAACGGUCGAUGUGACGUUCGGGAGCUGCUUCUCCUGUGGGAUUUACUAAAACAGCCAAGAGUUGAAACUUAAUCCCGAGAGCUCUCUGACCACAGUGGCCUAUGCUAAGCUAAGUGGUUAGCAGGCAAGUACAUAAUGCUCCACUAACUUUAAAGUUAAGUUAUUCUGACGUGUUGUAGCUGUAUUAUGAUACUGUCACGUGAUAAUGUCACACCUGUGGAGUUAUACUAGCUAGCAGUGAUGAAAAGUACUUCCUCAUACCUCGAAGGGAAAUAUUUACUAUAUAUUUUUUCACAACUACACAGCAAAAUCGAAAGUGUUGGAUGUUCAGUGUUAGGGUUGAGUGUUAAAAUAUAGAGUUAUUUCAACUCAGGUUUAGUGUUAAUCAACUCUAAGAGAGUUAUUGUUCAAAAUGAGUUGGUGUUAAUACAGGGAGUCAAAUGGCAUAAUCUGCAAACAACUCUACAGUGUUGAUUUUACACUCCAGCUCGUGUUACCCAUCCCCCAGAAGGCCGCAUGAUUGAAAGAGGCGGGAGAUUGUUUGACGCAGCCAGACAAACACCUUAAGACUCUUUUCUGUGGACUGGACAUGUUCAGACAUCAUUCCAACUAGGAUGAUACGUGUGUAAGUAUGUCUCCGCAUAUGUCUCUUCAUUAAAUGUUCUACCCUAGUGUGUAUUUCUACAGGUAACAUUAACGUUGGAAAAGGUAUAUCCAGCUCAGCAUGUUUAGCUAACCGAAUAGCAUAAAAAAGAAUGUUUAUCUAGCCAAAGACUGUGAUGUUAGCCAAGUAGGAUGAAUAGUGAUAUUAUUUCUCAUUAAGAAAUUAGAAUAAUCAACACACGUUGCAAUCACGUUAUAUUAUGAACCGUAAUUGUAAUUUUUUUAAAGAAUUCUGUAAUGGUAGAGCACAGACAUUUAUUUUGAAGGCAGGUUAACAAUUAUCCUAUGUUGUCCACUAUUUUCUUUUCUUUUCGUUUAUUACUGCCAUUUCGCCCACAUGUGUUUAUUAAAUUAUUUAAACAAGUCUAUUGGGCUUCAUAUUAAGGUUAGACACUUUUAAAUAAAGAUAAAUGUGUGGGGGUUGUCGUGAAAUGUCAAGAGCAUUUUAUUUUGACUGCAUUUAUCUCACUGUUCCGUUAGCUUUACUUCCUCUUAGUGUCGGGACUUUUCGGGGUAAGCCACGUUUCCACUCUGCUCUUUGCACUUUCUUAGUUUUGGUUCAAAUUUAAACUGAAGUUAUUUGAAAUACAUGGAAAGUCAAUGUAUUAUCAUGUGGACAUUAUCUACUUGCAAUUUAAGUUAUUUUGUAUGUCCGUGUGUCGAUGUCUGUGGGUAGGGCUGCCAUGUGGCUAAUGUGACCGGAAAAACGCAAAUGUCAGAAGGAGUAAAGUAAUUAAAACAUGCUUUGGACAAACAUGUCUGCACAAUGGAGACGUAAAGAGAUGUGCAAGCUUGCUGUUCUGGCCGACACAUAGUUAGCUAAACAGAAGGUCAGGCUCAGGCUCUUUUAAGCCCCUUUCAUACUCCAAAAAUGUCCUGACCUGGAGAAUGCGCGACCCGCUUUCGUCGGGUUAAGCGAUUUAUGGACCCGCUUAAGGAAAACGUCCUCCAGUCGAAUUAAAGAUUAUCCGUGGCUCCAUGAUUCGGCGUGGUUUGCCCAAGUCUGGGGUCCGAAUUUCGAUCACUUUGGGCGGGUUGAAAAUCUAAAAAAUGUCCUCCAUAACGGGCGGGUAACCUGUGGCAUAGAAAAGGCAAGGGGAAAACAAAACAUGAGUUUUAGACUUUUCAUGAAUGUUUUUUUCUUUUCUUUGUAGGACAAUAUGCUGGUCAAGGUGAUAUUUGGUUCAAGUCAGAAGUAUGUUCAGGUGGCAGAAACCGAAGCAGGCUAUGAAGACUACAAUACAUUUAUUGAGAGUAAUAGGAAAGUUAGGUCUUCCUCUACAGACAGACUUGCACUUGACGGAUCAAUCAGGGACAGAGGUGGAUGCAGAUGUGUUUGAGGAACUUUUACAAGCAGGGGACCUUACCGUCAAUGUGUCCACAGAAAAGUCUGGAGUUGUGCUUCAACCAGAGCUAGCAGAAAUUUCCUUUGAGUCGAAUGUGUCAGACACCGUAUCCUCUGUGCCUUCUGAUUCAUCUGAUGCAACAAUAACUCUUGAGAACGAUGGUGGGAGGAAAAGGACCCACGACGAUCGGGAAUCAGCUGAAGCGAUGGUGAGAGAUGUUCUUCAGUCCAAGCCAGGGGGAGUAAAAGUGUUGCAUGAAUAUGACAAAACGAAGACAUUGACGGAUGGUACCCGGCGACAUAUGAUAAACCUACUGGUGGCUGACAUGAUUGAAGUUCAUGGGAGGAUCCCACCAACCUAUGUGCGAACAAAAUACGCUCUUGGCACUACCACUCUAUUUCCUUACCUGGGGAUCCUUAAUCAACAAAUGGAUAUGAGCACUUCUAUGAUGCUGACAGUGGAUCUGGUUAUUUGGCCUGAAGGAUAAAGACAGUCCAGCGCGACACUGCAGUUCUAUCUCGGAGAUGCUCAACCACCUGUACCUAUCAAGCUGGACCAAAGAGCAAGAGACAUUUUUGUUGUCUGGGCAGCUCUCCUCAGAUACGUCUGGCUGGGACAGUGACCUGUCAAGCAUCCUACUGCUGGUUCACCUACUUCCCCCUACUGCAAAAGGACCCAAGAAGAGUCCUAAAAUUAGCUCGCAUCAAGCAAUCAAACUUGUGAGAUAUUUGAGGAUUGGCGCCAGUGUUGAGACCUUCCUUGAGAGUUUGGAACCAGGACAACCCAUCCUCCUGUGUGUCGGUGAAGAGAAGAACAACAUCCAAAGAUUCUAUGUCAUCGUUGACCACAAGGCCAUCCCUUGCAAGGCUCAGACGUCCCUGGCAGCUUUCGAUGAACUCUUUAAGGCCCACUUCAUCUUCAGUGUUCACUACCACGAAUCCCUUAACAGCUUCUACACAUUCAUCCAAACAACUGUGUUCAACAUUGAUGUGGGAAGUACCAAGGAAAGUCCUCGUGUGAAGGAGCUCAGAGCAAGACUGCUGAACACAAGUAUCUGAGGUGACGCACAUCCUUGGAUGCAAAUAUGUUGAUUUGUUUUAUCUGCAAGUUACACCACAGAAGUUCUAUGUUGCUUUGUAAGCAUUUGAGAUUUUACCAUGGUUUAUAUCCAGGAAAGACAUUACGUUUGAAAUGUGGACAGCCAGAAUGUUCUAUAUUAUUUUUCACUUAUUCAGGGUUCAAGAAACAACUUAUUCGUUUGCACCGGGACACUGUUUCAACAAAUACUGUCACUGUCACUUCAGUGCUUAUUGUAUCAAGGAGAGGGAUGAUUCAUUUUAUGUUGUUUCUAUUGAUGAGUUGAUUUAUUAUAGACCCUAUGAUAAACAGUUAUCUAAUGAGAUGGAUGAAAAAAUAUACAUUGUGCCAUGUUGUGUGACCCAUGCUAUUGUUUUGUGUGACCUGUACUAUUGAGGCUGCCAUUUAAGAAAUGUUAUUUUAAUGCUAUGUUUGUGGUGGGCUUGAAAAUACAAUUUUAUUUGAACAAA